AGAACUAAAUUGGCCAUAAACAAAAAAUAAAUAUGGCGUCCAGUUUUUUGUGUGUGCAAUAAAAUUAAUUGCUAACGUGAGAAAGGGCCAUGUAGUGAAUAUUUUCGCUUUAUUAAACUUUCCUACAUAAUAUAACACCAAAAUGAAUCAUCUUAGUGCAAGAAAAUUGAAUUUCAUAUAUCUUUCUUGUUGGGGAAGUCUUUGUGCCGAUACUGCCAGUAGCGUCGUUGUCGUGUGCCGCCUUUUAGAUCGCGUUGAUUAGAGCAAUUUACGAAGAUCUCUUUUCAUAGUCUACAUUAGCUGCCUCAGUUUUCAAGUGUAAUCAACUGUUCAUCGAGCAAAUGAAUCGGUCGGCGUUUUGAUGUUUGUCGGACGCAUGGGUGCGUAAUGUGUUAGUAGUUGUGUGAAAGCGUACAUGUAAUGGCUUAGCUGUCAUGACAUGAACUUGUGUGUUUACUAUCAAAUAGUGAAUUUGUGUUAGUUGGUUUGUUUUUGUUGGUCGCUGCCCGACCAGCGUCCCGGUCCUAACAUGUGUAUGCCAACGCCUAGUAAUGUGUCGAACUUUGGUUACUCGUGGGGCUUCACCAGCUCCGGAGAGCUCACGAAGAGCGAGGUGGAGACUCCCAGCAGCCUCUCCUACACCCUCGGGAAUACGGGCUCACCUGAAACCACACUGACUGUGAUGACUCACAAGACACCACAAGUGCAAGAGAAGGUCGGGACCGUUGUAGCUGUCUCCAAUAACUCUGCUCAAGUCACUCGUGUGCUGACAACGGGCACUCCCGUUGCUGGUCGCCGAGCCAUGUUUGUGCUCAACGAAGCCCCCGCCCACUCCAUCAACAGAGUUUCUCAGCAGAAUCAGACUGCCACCAUACAAACAACAAAUCUGUCAGCAAAAUCAUUCAUGACACACCUAGGUCCAAUCCAGCUGACUGCCGAGGAAUGCAAUGAGAUACUAGUGAAGCGGGCUCUGCAGGCCCAAGGGAUUGCCACACCAGUCAUAGACGCAUCACAACUGAACCACACUCUUCUGAACGGUGGCUUGAAGAGUCUGGUGGAGGCCACGGCGCAGCAGCAGCAGCAACAACAGCAGUCGCAGCAGGAGAGCAUACAGACCACCGUGCACCAGCACCAGCUGCUGCAGCACACCAAGCAGGAGCCGGGGACCACUAACAAUUCACCAAAGGCGGUAUAUUCGCAGACGGAGAUGCUGAGCAACAAUGGCAUGUCCCAAGCGCCGGUGGCGGCCAAGGAGCGGCCCUACUCGUGCGACGAGUGCGGCAAGUCCUUCCUGCUCAAACACCACCUCACGACUCACGCGAGGGUGCAUACAGGGGAGAGGCCGCACGUUUGCGCGCACUGCGGCAAGGCGUUUGCGAGGAAGCACUGUCUCAACACGCAUCUGUUGCUUCACUCGGCGGAUCGCCCGUACCGCUGUCACGAGUGCAAGAUGGCGUUCACGCUGAAGCAUCAUCUGGUCACGCAUUCGAGGGUGCACAGCCGCGACCGCCCCUUCGUGUGCGGCGAGUGCGGGCGCGGGUUCCCGCUGAAGCGCCACCUGGUGACGCACGGCAAGUACCACGCCGGGGAGCGGCCCUACGUGUGCAAUGAGUGCGGGGAGAGCUUCGCGCAGAAGGAGCACCUAGUGAUGCACAGCCGCUUCCACGGCUCCCUAACUCCCUUCGUGUGCCCCGACUGUGGAGUCUCCUUCGCUCGCAAGUUCCAGCUAGUAAACCACGGCCGAGUUCACGGCAAGGUCCCCCAUGCCUGUCCGGUGUGUGGCAAGGAGUUCCUGCAGAAGCGGACACUCGUCGCGCACAUGAAGGCCCACGAAGCGGAUGGCAGCGUCAUCUUUGAAGAUAAUAUGCAGAAACAUGAGGACAUGCUCACGGACAAUGAGAUCCAAGGCAAAACCGUUCACGUGUGCCCCAUCUGCGGGAAACAAUUUGCGCAAAAACGAAGCCUGAUCGCGCACGUCAAAGUCCACACGGGUGACGGCGUCGUGGCCUGCCUCGACUGCGGGGAAGCCUUCAAGUCCAAGUCGGAGCUGCACCAGCACUGCAAGAUCACGCGGCACUGCCUCGCCAUCAACAACACGCAACAACAACAACAACAAGUUCAACAACAAGUGCAACAACAGGUGCAACAGCAAGUUCAACAGCAGGUGCAGCAGCAAGUGCAACAGCAGCAGCAGCAGCAGCAACAGCAACAACAGCAGCAGCAGCAGCAGACUGUUAUAAAGCAGGACGAUUUUAAGCCGCAAAUCGUACAGGUGAUCAGCUCAGAUGGCCAGCUAAUAGGAGAGAAAUCGUCGCCGGCCUACAACUGCCACGAGUGCGGUUCAUGUUUUAAUACUAAGGAAGCCUUAUCCCUCCACGUGCGUCUGCACGCGGGCGACCGCACGUGCGUGACGGACCUGUGCGCGCUCACCGCCGCGCUGCAGCCCGGCCUCGUCGCCGCCGCGCAGCAGCACACGCAGCAGAAUCAAGGCAUCCAGAUAAUACAGAGUCCAAACAACGUUGUUCACACGCAAGUUAUAGCUACGAAUCAUCACAUAGCAGCGCCUCGGCCGAAGAUCCAUUUCUGCGUGGACUGCGGCAAAGGUUUUGCAGCUAAACACGGACUGUUAGCACAUCACAGGAGACACCCGGACGGCAGCUGCACGCUGCGCACGCACGUGUGCGACCAGUGCGGGAAGGCGUUCUUCCAGAAGAACCACCUGAUGCUGCACCAGCGGCAGCACAUGGACCUGCCCAGCAGAAAUCAGUCACAAGCGCAACAACAAGCGAAUCAGCAACAACAACAACAACAGCAGCCGCAACAAGCGGCGCAGCAGGUUCAGCAACAAGUUCAGCAGCAGGUGCAACAGCAGGUGCAACAAGUGCAGCACCAGGUGCAACAUCAGCAGAACAUGAACGAUAUUGAGGAGCAUCAGCAGCCGGCUCUUAUACAGGUGACGAACCGGUCGGGCCAAGUGAUCGGCAACCAGAUCCUGCUGGGCAACAUCAACGCGCGCCGCCAGAUCAUCGGCUCUCAACUGCACAUCAUCGGCAGAGACGGCAAGACGAUUGGUACCCAGUUACAGCCGAAGCUUGAGAGACAUCACACUACUAGCGGCGACGUGAAGGACGUGGGCGGGCUGGUGCUGUCCGCGGGGCGCUCCAACCUCAUCAAGUACGAGAUCUCGCUGCCGCCGCCGACCUCCGUGGUGCAGGUCCAUAACCUCGACUGA
This is a messenger RNA of Plutella xylostella (diamondback moth), 3232 nucleotides long. NCBI's taxonomy places the organism in Eukaryota, Metazoa, Arthropoda, Insecta, Lepidoptera, Plutellidae. The record is from RefSeq and is a predicted model, not a curated record.